CACUCGGGACUGGGAGCAAGGGGUAGGCAGAAACGCCGGAGACAAAGAGGCAGACGAAGAGGGGCUCCCCUACGGCCAGGUCCACAGUCAGAGGACGAAUUUGGCCUCGCCCCAGCACAGCUGUCAAGAUCGGACCCUUCCUUUAGAGCAGACAGGACCACGUUUCAGAUGUUCGUGCCACCUCGGCAGAGGGAAAACACCAGAAAGGGUUUCAAUCCAAGUCUGGAUCACAGAAGGAGCUGGAUGUGGCUGAGUAUGCAGACUGGGGACAAAACCAACAGCAGAGAAGGAUUGGCACAGCAGAGAAGAAAUCACACCGUAUCGGGCCACUCAGUGACUCUAGUAUGCCAUGUUUGUGUUUAUCUUGCAGUCUGCCUCCUGAUCUGAUACCUACAGUUUCCAGGACCACAGCUCUUAGACAUAAAAUAAACAGGUGUGCCAGAAGAUGGUCUGCUUAAUUGUUUGGAUCUUAAGAAGGAAGAACUUAUGUUGGAUGCAGAGGUUUAAUUUUUGGUCUAAGGACUAAUUUCUGUUUUUUCAUCUUGGAAAAAGGAUUCUCUGAGGAUACUAAGAAUCACUUGACGAUUAGUUUGUCACCAUAAUGACCUCUAAAAACAGAACCAAUGAAAUCAUUAAAAAACUUAAAGCUAGCAAAAAACAUCUCCUGGAGGAGAUAAACGAAAAGCGUGACUCCAACUGCUUUGUGGAAAGAAGCAAUCAAGUCAGUUUAUUGAGAGUUCAAAAGAGGCAUUUCAGUGGUGCCUACCAGUCCUUUACUCACACCCAAAUCAAAGAACCCGUUCCUGACAGUGGCAGGAGCUCCUGGGUCACACUGAGUCUCCUGGUUCACACCGAGAAAAAGCACUUUCCUGCAAAAAAUAAUGCCAUAUUUGGAUAAAGUGCAUCUCCAGAGACACACAGAAAUACAACCUCUUUGAUCCUUC
Panthera uncia (snow leopard) is the source of this 944-nucleotide messenger RNA. RefSeq names its product spermatogenesis associated 45 (gene SPATA45). Bases 602 to 898 code for a protein of 98 amino acids. The record is from RefSeq and is a predicted model, not a curated record. The transcript has 5 exons. NCBI's taxonomy places the organism in Eukaryota, Metazoa, Chordata, Mammalia, Carnivora, Felidae.